GGCCUGGCCCCAGCGCUGGGGGUGUUCGCCUGGAGAGGAGAAUGCCCGCGGAGCCCCUGCAGGGCCUAAAGGGGCUCCAGGAGAGCUGCCGAGGGACUGGGGACAAGAUGGCAGAACGGAGACUCCUGGUGCUUUUUGGCAGCCAGACUGGGACAGCUCAGGACACGGCAGAGAGGAUUGGGAGAGAAGCCAAGCGCCGGCACUUGCGGUGCCGGGUGGAGGCCCUGGACAGAUGUGACGUGGCCAACCUCAUCCAUGAGCCUUUGGUGGUGUUUGUGUGUGCAACCACGGGCCAGGGAGACCCACCUGACAACAUGAAGAUGUUCUGGCGGUUCCUGUUCCGGAAGAACCUCCCGGCCAGCUCCCUGUGCCAGCUGGACUACGCCGUGCUGGGCCUUGGUGACUCCUCCUACCCCAAGUUUAAUUUUGUUGCAAAGAAGCUGCACAAACGGCUGCUACAGCUCGGGGGCAACCCGCUACUGCCAGUGGCCUUGGGAGACGACCAGCAUGACCUGGGACUCUAUACUGCAGGCCAGAUGCAGUGGUUGAUCCCUGGCUUGUGGCCUUAUGGGACAAGAUCCUUGCCUUGUAUCCUCUCCCUCCUGGCCUUGAGAUCAUCGGCCUCGACGUGCGCCUGCCCCCCACAUACACCCUGCACUACCUGCCUGAGGACUCCCCACACCCCGACAGUGACCUGCUCCAGCCCACAGUCCCCCGGGCUGCUCCCUGCGAGCUCCACCCCUUCGCUGCCCGCAUGGUGUCCAACCAGAGGGUCACGGCACAGUCCCACUUCCAGGAUGUCCGGCUCAUCGAGUUCGACAUCGCGGGCUCAGGGAUCACGUGAGCAUUCUCCUGACUGCCCCAAGCUCUGUUGUGUGGGACCAGGUGUCCUGGAGCCUGCCCUCUUCCUCUGCUGCCCUUCCUCACUGAUCCCUGAGGCUGCAGCCUUGUGGUCAUGGUCCCUGCUGCGAGUCCCCAUCCAUGGAGUCGGGGGCGUAUGGAGUGGGGUCCUGCCCAGGGACCAGCUCCCUUUGCCUGUCAGAGCAGUGGGUGGCACUGGGCAUUUGCCUCCCCUGGUGUGGGUGCAGGUUGGGAUGGCUGUGCUGUGCCUGUGGCUGUGCCUGUGGCUGUGCCCCGUGGCUGUGCUUGGCAGCUCCCACUGCACCUACAGGUUCAGUGCGGGGGACGUGGUGAUGAUCCAGCCCCAGAACUGCCCCGAGGACGUGCAGCAGUUCUGCCAGCUCCUGCGCCUGGAGCCACACAGACACUUUGUGCUGGAGCCCACGGAGCCUGGCACACCCCUCCCUCCCCUCCUGCCACAGCCCUGCACCAUCCAGUACCUGGUCACGCACUACCUGGACAUCUCCUGCGUGCCACGGCGCUCCUUCUUCGAGCUCCUGGCCUCCUUCUCCACGAAUGAGCUGGAGCGGGAGAAGCUGCAGGAGUUCAGCUCAGCACAGGGCCAGGAGGAGCUGUUCAGCUACUGCAACCGGCCCCACAGGACCACGCUGGAGGCCAUGUGGGAUUUCCCUCACACCACGUGUGCCAUUCCAGCCGAUUACCUGCUGGACCUCAUCCCUCGCAUCAGACCCCGCGCCUUCUCCAUCGCCUCCUCCAUGCUGGCCCAUCCUGAGCGGAUGCAGAUCCUCGUGGCCGUGGUGCGGUACAAGACACGGCUCAGCAAACCCCGCCGGGGGCUCUGCUCCACCUGGCUGGCUUCUCUCAACCCGGAGCAAGGUGAUGUCCGGGUGCCUCUUUGGGUGAAGAAAGGAGGAAUGAAGUUCCCGGCUGACCCUGCCACCCCUGUGAUCAUGAUUGGCCCUGGCACAGGGGUGGCCCCUUUCCGAGCAGCGAUCCAGGAGCGGGUGGCACAGGGACGGAGAGGGAACUUCCUCUUCUUCGGCUGCCGAUACAAAUCCAAGGACUUCUACUGCCAGGUGGAGUGGGAAGAGCUGGUGACAAAGGGCUUCCUGACACUCUUCACGGCCUUCUCCAGGGACCAGGAGGAGAAGGUUUACGUCCAGCACCGCAUCCAGGAGAACGGGAGGCUGGUGUGGGAGCUGCUGAGCAGUGGGAAUGCUCAUGUCUACCUGGCUGGAGGACACUGUCUCUCCUUUCCUGAACAGCCCAAAGCCUGUGGAAAGACUCCCAGGAUCACCGUGCCCCUCCCUGGCCCACAGACUGAACUGUCAGUGGGGUGCCAGGCAGGAAAGUGCAGGUGGGUGAGCCUGAAAAGGGUCCUGUUUGCCCCCCAAAUUCAGAGUUUCAGCCAGACUGGGAGAAAGCUGCGGAAUUGAGUCCUGAGUUGGGUAACCCUGAGCAGCAGCCCUGGGCCAUGGGACACUGGUGUCUGCCUCCCCUUCCCGGGCCAGGCAGGCUCCAGGGAGCCAGGGUGGGAUCUGCUCUGUGACUGUUCCUAGCUUGUCUCAGAGGCAAAAAGGUUGAAAAUGUCUCUUUUUUGGAAAAAAAAUAGCUAUUUGACAUGUUUUCCAUCACAAAGCCCAGCUCCAUUAUCUUGUACUUGCGUAUCAGUGCCUGACUCAGAAACAAUGCGAUUCUUCCAAAAAAAGAAGACCUCCUUUCUGGGUAUUUUGGGAUGUUAAUCAGCUCCAAAUGCAAGUCAGAAUUCUGCCUUGUUCUUGGGAAACAGCAAGGACGUUGCCAGAUGCUCGUGCCAAUUGGAGCAGCCUGGGAAAUUUUUUAUUAGAUGUUUUUUUUGUUGCACAGGCAGUUCAUCAAAUGAAACUCCAGGAAAAAAAAAAGUCUGAAUUUCUGAUUUCCCCUAAGAAAUAAUUGUGCUUGAAA
Molecule: messenger RNA, 2805 nt
Organism: Corvus hawaiiensis (hawaiian crow)
Lineage: Eukaryota; Metazoa; Chordata; Aves; Passeriformes; Corvidae
Gene: NDOR1
Product: NADPH dependent diflavin oxidoreductase 1
Exons: 14
Coding region: 42-2297 (751 amino acids)
Cellular component (GO): cytosol
Molecular function (GO): flavin adenine dinucleotide binding; FMN binding; NADPH-hemoprotein reductase activity
Source: RefSeq, a predicted model, not a curated record